AUGAGGGGCGGCGGGCCGGCGGCGGCGGCCGCGGGGCUGCUGGCGGCGGCGGCGGCGGCCGCGGCGAAGCUGGCGCUGGGGCAGGGGCCGGGGCCGGGCGGGGAGGCGGCCGGAGGCUGGCUGCCUGUGCUGCUUCGCAUUGGCUGUAUUGGCUUGGUGUUUGCGUGCAAUGCGAUGAUGUGGACGGUCUUUGCAAAAGCCCUGCGACUCUCUUCCUCCUCGGCCGCUGCCUCUGUGACAACGACGGCCUCCAACUUCAUCUCUUCGGCCAUCCUGGGCAAGCUUCUCUUCACGGAGACAUGGACGCCUCUGUGGUGGGUCGGCCUUGCCGUGACGCUCUGUGGCCUCGUGCUGCUGCACACAGCUGCGCCCCAGCCGGCGCAGCUCCCAGUGGAGAAGAAGGAGGCGUGAUGGCUGCCAUCGGGGGCACAGCACUAUGCCACCCCUCGCCAGCCUGCCUCGUGACAGCAUCCCCAGUCCCCAGCCAACUCUGAACGCACUGGCCAUGGACCUGCUAACCCCUGCUCACCUGCUGAUCUGCCGACUCACAAAGUCAUUCUGGUCACAUCUUUCCUGGCAGUGGUGGUGUGGUGGCAGUGACAGCCUCGGAGGGAGCUGGUCCGCUCUGAGUCAGUAUUGUAGAAAUCAGGGCCAGAGGCUUAUCAGCCACUCCUCCUCUUCCUUCACACACCUGCGGCUGUGGAGCUUUCCCAGUUUGGGGAAGGCUGAAAGUAAACAUGGUAGCUGUGGAAGGUGCCUGUGCAUCAGUACUUUUCCAUAAGAGGACCUGUCCCGAAUUAGAAAAGCAAUCACUGAAGGCAGCUGAUACUUCAGCUCUGCUGUUUCCUGACUUUCCUCUCUUCCUCUUGAAAUGGCCCCAUGCCUGCUGCUGCCUGUAAGGCUAUGGAGCCUUUCAUUAAUUCCUUCAGCUUCGCCUAUGAGUCACAUACACCUUUUAACUUGCCAUUUGUAUCUGACGCCUGUAACUUCCGCUUACCCAUUCCUGACAUUACUCACUGUAAGGUUGCCACUUUUUCCUUUCAACUUUUAACCAGGAUGGGGUUUUGAUCACCAUUCCUGCUGUGUGUAGGUCAAAGUGUAAUUUUGGGACAGUACAACAGGCUGCAUGUGAACAGUCAGCCACUUUCACUAGGAGUGUCGGUGUUCAACAAAUUCCGUAUCAGAACCUGUCAGGUUUAUCGUGACUGGCAGAUCUGCACCGUGUCCAGCAGGAGCGUAAAAAUAGACUUGCAGGUGAAAAUGCCACUGGAGUUGGGUUUGUGCCUUUUCCUUUUUUGUAUCAGAAGGAUGAAAAGUCAGUGUUCCCAGAAGAGGCUGGGAGGUUUUUUGCUCCAAGUCCCCUGCUUCACCAGACCAUCCUAGCUCAUCACAUCUGGCAGCCGUGUCCCAAGAGGGGCAAAGCCUUUGCCUCUGCUCUCUGUGUGCUCAUAAGUCUUCCCCUCCAAAGAGGGGAGCUGCAUAUGUGGUGGGGAAGAGGGCAGAGUGCCUUUCCUCUGUACCAACAUGGGUCUUUGCACCUGGGCAGCUCUUUGGGUAGCAGCAGUGAUACAAAGAGUGGGACACAUCCAGCUGAGACUUGAUGCGGUGACCCAGCAUCCCUCAUAGGUCUGCAGAAAUGACAACUAGGAACUAUGCAUUUCUAAGUACAUCAAGUCUCCUUAGACCUUUGUACAUGAUGGAGAAAUAAUGAAGGCUGCAAGCCUGAUUUGUUUGCCCUUGUUACUAACUCAGCCAGCUGUAAGCUGUGGCUGUCUUUGUGGGAGUAGCAGGAGAAGGACCAGACUCUCUCCUCUCUGGUUAAUUUGGCUGUUGCCCCUCCUCCUAACAAACCUUUUGGAAAGUUUUUUAACAUGGCCUAUCUUAAAACUGACAUUUCUUUAUUACAGUCAUUGUUGGAGGUCAAGGUCUAGGAGAUGUUUGCACGUGUGCAGAAAGCAUGGGCAGCAAUUCACUUGGUGACGCUCACUUUUAAGGCAGAAGAACACAAACAACAGCUGUAAAUUCACUGUUGUAAACACUUGAAGGUGGGAACGGAAACGAGUUUUCCUCCAGUUGUUGUGGGAGGAAAAGAUUGCCGAGCAGGUACAGUUUGGGCAGAAUCCCUCUCCUCUAGGUACACAGGGUUUGGCCCUUGUCUGCCAGUGUUGCUUGUCAGCGUGGGGCCAGGGCUGCAAGGAAGGCUGCAGUCGCCAUACGUCGAAGCAGUGCACGUCCGGUAAAUGGUUCAUAUGUACUUGUCCAAAAUGCAGCUGGAGAUGAUCUCAAAAAGGGGUGCCAGCAUUUCCAAACUAAAACACUGUUCAAAGCUCAGUGGCUGAAAUUUAAUAUUUACAGAUAUUUUAGACCACACAUGCACAAAAAAGUGAUGUGAGACUAAUGGGCGAGCUGUAUUUGAAGAGUGAGUGGUUCAAAUGUGGUAGGCCUUGUAAGGCUGAAGAUGAUGGCCAACCGUAAGACCUUGAUUUACCAGGGCAGAAGGUGGGUUAUCCUUAUGCAGGAACUACAGUAGUUUGGUUGUGUGGAGUUUCUGCACACUUGAGCUGAGGUAUUUUUAGAGAAGAGUCUCGGGCACACAUUUCCGCUCAAAUUUCAGUGAAAUACACUUUUCUUUGCACAUAUCCCAGGUCUUGGCUGUAAUGAGUCUUCCCUGCACCUUCCCCUCAUUCUCAAACCCAACCCUAAUUUUUCAGCAUCUUGUUCAUCAGAUUUUCUUCAAGCAGGGCUAUACCAUGUCACGCUUUAAAUAGUAGAAGAAGCAGGUGCAUGGUUAACAGCAUGGUUCACAGCAUCGCUCAUGAAGAUUGAAGUAUUCUUGAAUUAAUGGUGAGAAGCGUUUGAAAAAUUGGUUGUAUAAACAAGGUCCGAGAGUAUUAUAUUCUAAGGUAAAUAAUACCUUGUAUACCUUUACAGGGAACAAAGCCAAAUGAAAUUAUAAUUGCAGGUGAACCUUAAAGCACAGUUUCACUGGUUAGAUAAGGAGCUAUAAGUAAAACCUGAGAAACGUCCCUAUUGUCCUUAACAAGGAGCCACUGAAACUUGGAAGGUUUGUACAACGUCUCAGUCACAGCAUAUAUCAAAAUAACUUGAAGGAUGGUGGUGACUUCAGGGCUCUGAUGUAAUCAAUGGCUGUACCUGGGUUGUUGUUUCCAGUGCUGGACCCCCCAGUUCAAGAGGGGUGUUGGGAAACUGGUCUGGCACAAGGAGACCAAGAUGGCAGGGGCCUACAAGGAGAGGCUGAGGGAUGUGGGUUUGUUGGAGAUAGGGAGGCUCAGGCUGACGUGAUAGCAGCCGACAUGCUUGGAAAGGAGCCAAGCUCCUCUCCGUAGAAGUGGCCAGAACAAGAAGAGGCAGCAGGCACGGGUUAUGUCUUGGGAGUUUCAAGCUGGUCAUCAGGCAAAAAAACGUCAACAGGAGGUUACAGAAAGGCAGCAGUGUCUCCACCCAUGGAGGUUUUCGAGGCUCAGCUAAACAAGACCUCAGCUGACCUGAGCUAGUGUUGGUGAUCAUCCUGUCUGGGCAGGAGUUUGGACUUCUGUGACCUAUGGACGAAUUUCAUGGGCAACACUGUCUGUAACUGAAACUGGUUUGCCCUUUUGCCUCCAAGUUUGGCAGUUCCCUUUAAAUGCUGCUGUGCCACGGAAAGGAGGUUCCUCCUUGAGGCGCCAUACGGACCUAGGCCACCAGAGGCUUGUUGGCUAACCACAGAAACCAUAACAGACACUUGCGUAUGCAUUCAUAGCCUGAAAACAAAUGCACUGUUACCAAAGGAGAAGGAGCCCACUGUACUCAGCUGCUGAUAAUGAAGUGCUUUGUGCAUUUGAACCUUUGCUGGUUCAGCAGCCAGCCUGCUGCGUGCAAAGCUAGUGGUGGCUCCCAGGGCAGGGUAACACUGGCCAGCUGCAGCACCCCAGCAUGGGGUGACCAAAGCACAGGGAAGCCUGAACCUUGCAGUGCUCCAUCCUGUAGCUGCAUGCAGCGCCGCAGUAACCCAUGUCCAGUAGCAGCACUUGACAUACGCAGGACAGGUUUUGCCCUGCUGAGCAACCAACCAGCCACUCUGUUCACUCUCCAAGGAAACUUUUUGGUUUUUGACUGUUUAAUAACCCUCUUGGUUGUUUUUUUUUUUUCCUUGGAGUUUAAGGAAAAGUGGCUGUGAAUGGCUGUACUAAUUGCCAAGACUUCCUAAGCAGCUCCCAGGGCUACUGCACACCCUUGAAGUCCCGAGGGAUUGCUGGUGCUGGGUUAAUGCCUGGGGAGCUCCUGGGUUGGGCCUCCCGCUCCCAUUUUGCUGGGGGGAGAUGAUGCACACCCUGCUCAACCCUGCACAGGUCUUGCACUGCACAGAGGCUCUGGUGCACCCUGUGGGGAUAAAGCCAUGAUGAUGGAAAUAAGUGGGCAGGAAGAGCUGGAAAGAGUGGUAGUAAGUGGGGUGUGGCAGAUGGUACCACCACCUUUUGGAAAAGGCACGUACAUUUUGAACCCAUUGCUCAAAUCUUGCUUGACUCAGAGGUCACUAAGAGCUGAGGUUUCAUCCCGCCAGUGGGAUUUGGGGCUGGGGCUUAGCCGCGUGAGCAGCUCACCUCCUUCUGACACAAGCGGAGCCUCUCUGUUUUUGCAUCAAGGUAAGAGUCAAACAAGUCUGCUUGCACCGUGACCUGCUCUUGGUGCAUGCGCAUGGUCUGAACAUCAGCCAGGGCUUUGAACCUAAUUGCUUUGAGUAAGUUAAGGCAACACUUGGGGAGAAAUGAACAGUGCCCCAGGGAAGGAUGAGGCAUUACAAAUGCCGCAUCUCCCACUGCCAAUCAACUGUUUCCUCAUCCAGUGAGGAGGUAUUUCGAAUGACUCCUUCCCUUCAGGGCACUCCUGAGUUAGGCAGCUCACAGGCAUGGCUCUGCCAGGAACCAGUGCUGCAGGAAAAUGCUUUGUAAGAAACUGUGGUGGGCAUGGAGCUACUCCAGCUGUCCACCAAGGUGAGAGCAUCUCGUGCUGCUGUGGAGGACAAUGGCCUAGAUGCUGCAAAGAUGGCUGAGCAGGAGUAUGCUGGCUUGGUUGCUUUUCAGGACAGAUAGCCACAGAUCCCUGCCCUCAGUCAGUCCCACCAUACCAAGGAGACUACCACAUGCGAUAUCCACGUGUCCAGGGGUGGGCCAAAGCCUUUGCACCCACCGUGCUUUGGGUCUGCUCCCAUACAGUGCAUGAGCCAGAUCCCUAGCGCUGCACAGGACUGGCUCCUUCCUGCAAAUCCUCCUGGUCUAGGAAGGUUCUCCUUUCCCACCACGUAGUGAUUUCAGUUGCACUGCUGGCUGGUGGGGAUGCGGCAUGGCAUAAUCUAACCUGUAGUCUAUAGACUGUGUACAUCUGUAUGUAUAUAGACACGCACACCCACGCAGACAGAUAGGAGAAGCUGUUACACCACCCCUGCAGAAAGAAAUGUUACUUGAAGGCACUGGUAUGCAAGUUUCUGUUUUCUCACUUAGACACGUGCAACCAAACAUGUAUCCUGUAGGUGAGAAGGUAUUCUGUCAGUAUUUUCCUUGUUCUCUGAAGCUGUUUUUAAUAUAUGGAUAAGCUAUUUGAUCCCUGAUUCAAUAUUUGCGCUAUUGAUUUCCCUGCCCUUGCCAUUUAUUUUUUGCAGCCCUCUUCUGCUUUAUUUUUCCUUGUGCCUUUUCGUAUUGUUUGCUCUAGGUGUAGUCUGGAUAUGUGUCCACACUUCAGUCAAUCAGUGUGGUCAUACAAGCACACUCGAAGCUAGUUCAUGGGUCAGUGGCAGUAGGGUGGAUAUGGCCCUGCAGUAACUGCACCCACCCUGUUGGACCCUUUCCAAGCACACACUGUGGGAUCGCAGGGCGAGGGGGGUCCUUCUCCCCAUCUCGGGUCUCUUGAUGGGCUAGGACGAAGGUGUGAGGAGCGAGUUAGCAGGCUAGGACCAUUCAGUGUGGAAAAGAGAUAGUGGUGGUUUGUAACAGGGGCUGGGAAGACCAUGAGUUGCAUGAAGAAAGUAAGCUGGGAUAGCUGUUGACUGCCUCCUCUACCGCAGGGCUGGGGGCCACAAGGGAAGCUAGCAAGCAGCAGCUUCAAAGCCAGAGGAGCUUCCCCCUCCUACAGUGUGUCAUUUAGCCGAGGAACUCCUGUCCACAGGAUGCAGCAGAGGCUGGCGGGUUCCUUGGGUUCAAAAAAGGAGCAAUUUUACUAAGAAAAAAAGCUGCUGUCUGGGAGAAGUGACAUGGUAGAGAUCUGUUUUUGUCAUUUCUUGCACAAAAUUCUAAAGUGUUUUGCUGAGAAGCAGAAGUACCUUAUCCUGAGUCAUAUUAGUCCAAUACCUAAUGUAAUCAUUUCAGCACCGGAGCAUGCUUAUUUCGGUGUUUCCAGUGCAACAAUUGUACCAGAGUUGGGGGUCAAGCGGUCAUAGUACUGAAAUCCCAAGUUCAACCUUCACACAUCAUUGCUCCCUGUAUCUAGGCUGAUUUUGCAAUUUUGCCUCUUGCAUCUCAGCAAGGGAAGGGGAAAGGGAUCUUGAAAAAUAACCAGAAAAGAUAUUUUAACAUUAUAGCAUUUUGGCUUGCUGUUAAAGCAGCUCUAUAUUUUUCCAAGGUGGCCUGGCCUAAAACCUCAGUUUCCUGUGAUGACUACAGGACUUCUCUUUCAGGGCAGGGGAAGUGCUACACAAGAGUGUUUUGCCUGACUAGCUGUAAGCCUACAUUGGGUAUAUGUGUAGUUAUGGUCUCUGUUUUAUCUCUCUCUUUGCCUUCUUCAGAAGCUGACUCCCUGUGGGCAGCACUGGGUUGGGCACAGAGUGAUAUGGUUUUCAUUCCUUCUGGAGGUAAAUGCCCAAAGUUAGUCACCUACAUCCUUAACUUCAGGUCCAAAAACCCUCUUUCAAGGUUCAGUGAGAAGGAAGCAAUGGAAUUUCCAUAAUAAUUUUAUUGGCAUCAAUCAUUUCUCUGGUAUUUGACUGUGAGAAACUCAUUAGCAGGUAGCUGGGGCCAGGUGACUUGAAAUCAGUUAAGAUUUGGGCUUGGCCAUCUUGCAUCAACCCCUGACGUCCGAUUGCCUGCCACAAGUUGGCUCAUGUAAGAUUAGAAGAGAAUCUGCCUGCUGGGAAUACAGGAUGCCCUUGGGGCAUAGCUGACAGGCCACUGUCAUGGCCCAUGGCUGGUGUACAUGAGUGAGAAGUGAUCAGAUCAACUCUCCUUUCAGAGUAACAGCAGCACUAGCAUGUCAGGACAUUAUGUGGAUGUGAUGCGUCUCGCUACUAGGAAAUUCCUAAUGACUGAGAUACAAGCUUAAUGAAAUGGUGAGGGGAGGACCAACAUAGCACCUCAAAUAAUGUCCAGUUCAAAACCCAUGGACCAGAUCCUCGGCUGUUCUCCAUCUGUGUGUUAUUUUCUUUUUAUCCCCCCAAGACUUCUCAUGACUUAUUGUUCCCCAGGCUGUGAUUCAGGAAGGACUGAACACGUACUAGAUGGUAUGUGUGGGAGCUGUCCUGCUGUCGUCAGUGGAAGGCACCAUCUCGCCCUGGUGCCCCUCAGGACCCAGACGUGGGCUGUAUGCUUGUGUAUCUUGGCAGAUGCACCACUCAACCCCUGGCACCUCAGAGCAACUCCGGGGGGCGGCUGGGAGGAUGUGUUCACCUUUCCAGAGAGCUGAAAAGGAAGGCCGUGCUGCUUUUGAUCUAUGUUUUAUUUUGAGUGUUAGUCUGACUGGACAUAGAAAAAAAAAGACAAAGGAAAAGCAACUUGAAGCCUUAGAUGGUUAUAAAAGUAGGUUGGUACACUGCUAUUAUAAAAGGCAGCUUCUCCAUAACUAGUCAUGGGGUUGUAAGUGAAUAAAACUCUAAAGCUAAGGAUUGGGUUGCACUUUGUGUCCUUCCUGCUUGGCAGCCAUAUCUGUGGUCACGCUCUGAAAUUUGACUUGUGUUGUUUUUGAUACAUAAAAUAAAACCUGAGACAAAGGGCAAGCUUGUAAAUAGGGGAGCAGCUUCUGGGGAAUUCUGAUUUUAUUUGUUUGCAUUUUAUUACCUUUUUAUGCCAGCUAAUAAGCUGACUUACCUUGCAGUAGAUAGAUGCGGAUAAGGCUGAUAGCCUCUGGAGUCCAAUUUUGCAAGCUGGGAAGGAGGUCGCUGAAGUUAUUGGUAAUAGGCUGGAGAUCGCCUCUGAAAAAAAUACCAUCUCCUGCUUCUGUUAAUUAGAAGAGUAUACUUUUAUGAGUCAGAUUGAAGUUAUUAACUGUUGUAACUGUUUGGGAAAAAAAAUUCAAAAGGGCUGGUAUUUUUCAUAGCUUUACCAAGGAGGAGCAAAAAAAGCCACUCUGCUGAACCCCAGCCAGCCACUCGGGCCACUCUGACUAGCAAAGGCCAAAGGAGAUUUGCCUGUAGGAAGGACAGAGAUCCCAUGCUGACAACAUGAAACAAGCUGAAACCAUGUCUCUGAAAAACAUUCUUGCAGUUUAAGUUGAAAUCCCUUUUCUCAGACCUUGCCAACAACUGCCUUGGAGGGUUUUACAGUUCAGUGGCCUUUCCUGGCAGGGCAAGCUUGUAUGAGCCAGGGGAGGAAGCUAAUGCAGGAGCGUUAAACGCUAUGCCGUUGAAUUGAGAUACUACCAGUGCACAGAAAAAGAUAAUGGGAGCAGGCAAGACCAGCAGCUGCACAAAGUGAAAAGAGAACUGAACCUUAGGUGCUGUCUGCUGGCAUAAACCAAAAAUUCCUGUAAACAGUGAAAAGGCCAACCACCUUCCACGAGGGAGUAGGUUCAUGGCAGGGCAGAAGCCACACCCAUUUAACUUUGACAAUCUUUCCUUGAAUGCUGAGCUUCGAAGUGAGGGUCAGAACAUGCGCACUGUUGAAAUCUGCCUUUUGCAAAACCCUAUAGGACUGGAAAUGUGACUGUCCCUGGUGAAUACAUGCCCUGCCUCCACUGCUGACCCUCCAGCACACACCUAACAAAAUUUUUUCAGAAGCAAAGUGUUACCAACAACCCGUUCCUGUUCACAAAAAUCUCUAAUUUUUGCUGUAGGACUACUGGGUCAACACAAUUUAAGCUGCCUCCAACCAAGCAUGGAAUUAUAUAUAUGUAAAAAACAGGUUGAGACUGUCAGUGACUUCAGAUGAAGUGGAUUACUCUGUUGCUGUAAUUAAGUGGAAACUAGUAAUAUACAUCAUAAAUGUUCAGGUUACGUGUAUUACUGGUUAUGUUAUUGUACCGACAUUCCAUGUAUACUUUAAUUCAUCCUGUGCUGUUUCUAAACAAAAUGUCUUUCACCCUCCAGGAGGAAAGAAAUGCAGAGUAAAAGCAACGCUGAAAACUAAA
This is a messenger RNA of Aquila chrysaetos chrysaetos, 9327 nucleotides long. It is a transcript of the gene TMEM42, whose product is annotated as transmembrane protein 42. Bases 1 to 411 code for a protein of 136 amino acids. Lineage: Eukaryota; Metazoa; Chordata; Aves; Accipitriformes; Accipitridae. The record is from RefSeq and is a predicted model, not a curated record. The transcript has 3 exons.